UCUAUUAACACUUAGACAAGUUUCCCUCUGAGCUCUCGAUUACUGGCAGCAAUAGGUGCAGUGUGCAUAUAUGUGGCAACAUUUAACACGAUUUAAGGGUCAGCAAAGAUAAAAUUACAAAAUGAGCGGCAGAUAUAAAGAGGAAAUGAUGCUGUAUAGACUUUUUGUUCUGUGUGCUUUGUUUCAAGCCGCCUCAUGUGAUUACAAAUGUGUGUGUAGCUAUAUAGUCGAAAGAGGCGUCUACUCCACGCCAUCAAAUGGCAGCGAUGUUUUGGGAUACAUGUACGAGUUCGAUUGCAAGCCUGUUGUGACAGAAACUGGCAGUUGGUUUACAGUCGCCUUUGAACACAAGCUUGGAUACGUAGAGGAUGGCGAAAGGCUUGAGGUACAAACUUGCCCAGGAGACUACCCAGAUGCAGAUAAAGGUGAGUGUUCAGACGAAAGUUUGGUCAUUAAAUAGACUGCAGUUUCCGUAUUUUCCCGCA
Messenger RNA from Mercenaria mercenaria, 485 nucleotides. RefSeq lists its product as uncharacterized. The coding region runs from base 122 to 460 and encodes 112 amino acids. NCBI's taxonomy places the organism in Eukaryota, Metazoa, Mollusca, Bivalvia, Venerida, Veneridae. The record is from RefSeq and is a predicted model, not a curated record. The transcript has 4 exons.